Messenger RNA from Osmia lignaria (orchard mason bee), 1115 nucleotides. It is a transcript of the gene Prosalpha3, whose product is annotated as proteasome alpha3 subunit. The record is from RefSeq and is a predicted model, not a curated record. Gene Ontology annotation, cellular component: proteasome core complex; proteasome core complex, alpha-subunit complex. Gene Ontology annotation, biological process: ubiquitin-dependent protein catabolic process. NCBI's taxonomy places the organism in Eukaryota, Metazoa, Arthropoda, Insecta, Hymenoptera, Megachilidae.
AGACUCUGUAACCACUUCACCGGCUUUUAGAACGAACUUUGUCUGUGUGUUCUGAAGUUUUCAAAAAGCCAACUGAUACAAAGUAUUCUUACUUGUCACUAUCAAUACAUUAACGUUAUUUGUAUAGUACUGUAAUUGUUAUAAACAUAAUUUUGCAAAAUGGCACGUAGAUAUGAUACACGUACAACAAUCUUUUCUCCAGAGGGUCGUCUUUACCAAGUAGAAUAUGCUAUGGAAGCUAUAAGCCAUGCAGGUACCUGUGUUGGUAUUUUAGCCACUGAUGGUGUACUGCUGGUAGCUGAAAGACGCAAUACAAAUAAACUUUUAGAUGAACUACACUAUUCUGAAAAAAUUUACAAACUUAAUAACGAUAUUGUGUGUUGUGUGGCUGGUAUCACUUCUGAUGCUAAUGUAUUAACAAAUGAAUUACGUCUAAUUGCACAACGUUAUUUAUUACAAUAUGGAGAACCAAUUCCUUGCGAACAACUUGUUUCUUGGCUCUGUGAUGUAAAACAAGCAUAUACACAGUAUGGUGGAAAAAGACCUUUUGGUGUUUCAAUUUUAUACAUGGGAUGGGAUAAACAUUAUGGAUAUCAAUUGUAUCAAUCAGAUCCAAGUGGAAAUUAUGGAGGAUGGAAAGCAACUUGUAUUGGACAUAAUUCCGCAGCUGCAGUGUCUUCAUUAAAGCAAGAAUAUGAUAAUAAUAACAUAACACUAGCAGAUGCUAAAGCAUUAGCCAUAAAGGUACUAUCAAAGACCUUAGAUUUGAAUAAAUUAUCAGGAGAUAAAGUGGAAAUAGUCACAUUGACUAGAGAAAACGGCAAAACUGUGACUAGGAUUCUUCCUGUAAAUGAGGUUGAUGCUUUAAUUGCAGAACACGAUCGUAUAGAAGCACUUGCUGAACAAGCCAAGAAAGAGAAACAAAAAUUGUAGAAGAAAAAAUACACAUGUAUUUUAUUUUUAUCAUUAUAUUAUUGUUUAUAAAAAUAUUGUCCUGAAUAUUAAGCUGGUUUUGUUUGCACAAUCCAUUGAGUGUUAAAAAAAUAAUAAGAGAUAAAUAGGAAAAUGAUAAAUCCAAUGUUCUAUGUACUUCCAUAAAUGCAUUCUCUUUAAAA